AUGGGCCUUCGUGGCAGUGGCGGCCUUCGCCGCCGGCACAGCGUCGGCGCAGGACUCCGAGCUGGCUCAGGCACCGGCGCCGUCGAAGGACGCUGGAUCCGUGCACUCGUUCCCUGAGCUCGGCUUGUCAACCUUUUGACGAGCCGGGCCCGAGUCGGGGGUUAAGAAUAAAAAGGGGAAACUGGAGGGCGUUAUAUACGUGGCAGCUUCUGGUUGACCUCGGUGGACCGAGGAAUUCGGAUACCCGGCUUAUUAAUCGUCUGUCGCUCGCGUUUGCCGUCGAUUCGCUGAUCUCUCUCCGCUUCGGAAGCUUUUGAUCUGACCAACAAUGGCUGAGAUUGAACUGAAGACUGCACCAGCUGAUUUUCGAUUUCCUACAACAAACCAAACCCGACACUGUUUCACACGAUACAUUGAAUUUCACAGAUGUUUGGCAGUAAAGGGAGAAGAAGCCAGUGAAUGUGACAAAUUUGCCAAAUAUUAUCGGUCUCUUUGCCCUGGUGAAUGGGUUGAAAGGUGGAAUGAGGAGAGAGAGAACGGGACUUUCCCGGGGCCUCUCUAAUUGAACAUCUUUAUUUGGGAUGAUCUCUCUUUGGAAUGGGUUUGCCGAACAGCUUUGUCGUUUCUUUCUUUGGAGCUAUGUGUUUGGUUUUUCCUUGAAGCUUAAUGGAAUAACAAGUCUCCCGGCACUCAAUUGUGAAUGUUGGCAUUCUGGAUUAUUGUUUCUAUGCAAGUUAUUCAGAAGAGCCUCAGACGGGCUCUGGAUCUGUUCUUCAAUUUCCAAUAUUUUGUUUCUAGGUCUUCUCUCAUUGCUUUACUGCUUCUUGGGACUUUGUACUUGUUCUGAUAAAACAUGACAAUAUAUAAAUAAAAAUUCCAUACAAAUAUAUCAUUGUGUAACAA
Diospyros lotus (date-plum) is the source of this 903-nucleotide messenger RNA. RefSeq names its product cytochrome c oxidase subunit 6b-3. The coding region runs from base 329 to 562 and encodes 77 amino acids. Lineage: Eukaryota; Viridiplantae; Streptophyta; Magnoliopsida; Ericales; Ebenaceae. Gene Ontology annotation, cellular component: mitochondrion; respiratory chain complex IV. The record is from RefSeq and is a predicted model, not a curated record. The transcript is spliced from 4 exons.